Molecule: messenger RNA, 274 nt
Organism: Ichthyophthirius multifiliis
Lineage: Eukaryota; Ciliophora; Oligohymenophorea; Hymenostomatida
Product: ribosomal protein, putative
Exons: 2
Biological process (GO): cytoplasmic translation
Cellular component (GO): ribosome; cytosolic large ribosomal subunit
Molecular function (GO): structural constituent of ribosome
Source: RefSeq, a predicted model, not a curated record
AUGGCAAAAUCAAAAAACUCAACUAAUAAAAAUUAAAUUUCUAAGUCCCACAGAAACGGAAUUAAAAAACCUAAAAAUGAAAGAUAUAUUUCAUUAAAAGGCGUCAAUUCCAAAUUUUUAAGAAACAGAAAAAGAGCUAUUAAAAAUGAUCCUUCAAUAAAAAAAAACAAAUCACUCGAAAGAAGAGUUAAAGCCAAUGCUGGUAAAUGAAAACUGAAUUUUAAAAUAAAAUAAAUAAAAUUUGAUUUUUUUUUUUUUAUAAUAUCUGAAUUAA